Amyelois transitella is the source of this 549-nucleotide messenger RNA. Its product is annotated as MD-2-related lipid-recognition protein. NCBI's taxonomy places the organism in Eukaryota, Metazoa, Arthropoda, Insecta, Lepidoptera, Pyralidae. The coding region runs from base 53 to 502 and encodes 149 amino acids. The transcript is spliced from 4 exons. Gene Ontology annotation, biological process: sterol transport. The record is from RefSeq and is a predicted model, not a curated record. Gene Ontology annotation, molecular function: sterol binding.
GCAGAUCUAAAGUACGCAUCGUGAGUGACAAACGUACAGACAGAUCAACAAAAUGGACCCUAGAUUAUAUGUAUUUCUCGCCGCUAUAACAGCGGCUUCCGCAUUCAAUGCUGCUUUUGAAAGUUGUAGUGAAAAAUGCACAGUUAGCGAAGUACGCAUCGAGCCUUGCAAGUCCUUGAAGUAUUGUUUGUUCAGAUUAGGAUCUAACGCCUCGAUAUCCUUCGACUUCACUCCAAAUUUCAGUGCAACAGAACUAGAAACUGCUAUAUACUCGGACGAGCACCACGCCAAGUUAACGUCAAUCGGGAACAACGGCAUCGUGAACGCCUGUCUCCACACGCCCUGCCCCCUGGAGCCCGGGAGACAGCAGACCUUCAACUUCACGUUGUAUAUCGGAAAGAAAUUGCCCCCCGCGAAAUAUCAAUUCAGAUGGCAAGUGUGGAACAAAAACAAUGAAGAAGAGUUCUGCUGUUUAAAGACUAACAUCAAGCUGAAAAAGUAAACAGGGACCUUUAAAAGAAACGAAGAAUAAGAAUAAAGAAUUAAUAA